Messenger RNA from Mercenaria mercenaria, 1609 nucleotides. Its product is annotated as galactose mutarotase-like. The transcript has 8 exons. The coding region runs from base 98 to 1165 and encodes 355 amino acids. NCBI's taxonomy places the organism in Eukaryota, Metazoa, Mollusca, Bivalvia, Venerida, Veneridae. Gene Ontology annotation, biological process: glucose metabolic process; beta-D-galactose catabolic process via UDP-galactose, Leloir pathway. Gene Ontology annotation, molecular function: aldose 1-epimerase activity; carbohydrate binding. The record is from RefSeq and is a predicted model, not a curated record.
GAAGUUUGAACAUCCGAGAUAAUCAACCGCAGCUAGCUUUAAAAGAUACCAAUAAUCAAGUAAUAACGGUCGGAAGUAAAACAAAAAUCUGAAAGUGAUGUCAGACAGAGUGCAAAAGGAGUUCUUCGGGAAGACUUCAACUGGCGAAGAUAUUUACAAGUUUACGCUGAGCAACAAAAGCAAAGUUAGUGUUAGUAUUCUCAACUUUGGCAGUAUUGUCUAUGAAAUAAAUCUUCCUGACAAGGACGAUAACGUUGUAGACGUUAAUCUAGGAUUUGAUAAUGUGAAAGAUUAUGAAGGAAACAGGAAUUAUUUCGGCGCGUUGUGUGGUCGCGUUGCUAACCGGAUAAGUGGUGCUAAAUUUACUUUGGAUGGCACAACCUAUGAGGUCUCUAAGAACAUUCCUAUCGGAGGAGGCCACUGGGUUCAUGGUGGCUUUGUUGGCUUCAGCAGGAGGGUUUGGGGUUAUGAAGUAAAAGAUGAUACACUCAUUCUCAGCUAUACGGAUCCAGAUGGUAGUGAAGGCAUGCCUGGUGAGGUUGCUACGAAUGUUACAUAUACUCUAGAUGACGAUAACGUUCUCACUAUGGAUUAUAAGGCUACAACUACCAAACCUACGAUAAUAGAUAUGGGUAGCCAAUUUAUGGUUAAUCUUGCUGGUCAUGGCAACGGGGCAAUAAAGGAUCACGUUAUUCAGAUUGACUCAGAUAGAUACUUGGAAAUGAUGGAAAAUGACGUGCUUCCAACAGGAAAUACUAUAUCUGUGAUAGAGGACACUGCCAUGGAUUUUCGAAAGCCCCGAAGUAUAGAAGGUGAUACACUGGAGACACUGACUGGCGGAAGAGCUUUAUGUCAUGAUUUUCAAUUCGAUAAGAGAGGGGAGAAGAAAUUCAUGGCAAGGGUGGAACACCCAGAAAGCAAGCGUUAUAUGGAGGUUUAUUCUACCAAUUCUACAGUGAUGGCGUACAGCAACCAUUUUAUGAAAGUGCUUGUAGGGGAUAAAUCUUGCAAAGAUGGAGUCGUUUAUGAAAGAUAUGCAGCGCUAGCAUUAAUGCCUAUGGGUUAUCCUAAUUCUGUAAAUCAUGAGAAUUUCCCGCAAUCUGUUGUGAGACCAGGCGAAGAAUAUCACGAGACAGCGUGGUAUAAAUUUGGAACGACAGAAUGAACAGCCAUCUUGGAAGACUCGGGCUAAAAUGUCUCUCAGUUUGAUGCGUUGUAAUACGUAUUUAUCAACCAGAACAAUAAAACAUAAUAUCAUAGCAUAAUGGCUUGAAAAGGUCACAAUGUCCUUGUUAAUAAUGUGGCAGCCACAUUAAUUAUGUGAAGAAUAUAAAAUAUACCAUUUUCUAGCAAAUCCCUAUUUCCAAUAUUUGUCUUUUUCGUAUAUUUGCCAAAGGUUUGAACAUCGAUUUACAGAGAAGAAAGCACAAGUGAAGUCAUUGGUUACGAUUACUACUCGUUAUGAAUUUAGAAGAGUAAGUCUAUGCGCAAACAGUAUGUAGAAUAAGUAUUUAUGUAGUACAAUCUUAUUAAAUGAAAAUGUAAUAUACAGGUUUAACUCAGCACAAUCCAACAUCUAUAAUAAAGCAAUAGUAUCAUUCCUGAAAAU